Messenger RNA from Sphenostylis stenocarpa, 2337 nucleotides. The record is from the annotation of a GenBank genome assembly. Lineage: Eukaryota; Viridiplantae; Streptophyta; Magnoliopsida; Fabales; Fabaceae.
AUGAGGGAAGAAAAAGAAAACCCUUCAGAGAACAGGUCCAAAGCUUCAAAAUUUUCUGAUCAAAACCAACCCCCAAAGCCUCAAAACACCAAGGGAACUAUCCCCAACAACAACAGCUCCAAAACCAGGUUGUGGGGUGCUCACAUUGUGAAGGGAUUCUCUGCUGACAAAAAAGCAAAACCCUUUGCCAACAAAAAACAAACAAUAGCAUCUUCAACAACAAUCUCGGAAAAUGUUGUUACAAGCCAGAAGAACAACAACAGCAACCCUUUUGUGCCUUCUCAUUCCAGAGUGAAGCGGUCCCUCAUAGGUGACUUGUCAUGUUCAAUCAACCCCGCUCAGGUUCAUCCACAUGCAUUCCCAACUCAUAGGAGACAAUCUUCCACUGAUUUGUUCACUGAGUUGGAUCACAUGAGGGGCUUGUUGCAAGAGUCUAAGGAGAGGGAGUGCAAGCUGAAUGCUGAGCUGACAGAGUGUAGGAAGAGGGUGAGUGAGGUGGAUGAGGUUGUGAAGAGGGUUGGUUUGUUGGAACAAGAGAAGGCCACUCUCACUGAGCAAUUGGCUGCCUUGAAUUGUGAGGAAGUGAAAGGGGAAGAAGAGCAGCACAAGGAAGUGAAAUGGAAGAAUCUUGAACUGGAAGUUGUGGAGUUGAGGAGGCUGAAUAAGGAGCUGCAGAUGCAGAAGAGGAACCUCACUUGCAGGCUUUCUUCUCUUGAGGCACAGUUGGCUUGUCCUAACAAAUCUUCUGAGAGUGAUGUUGUUGCCAAAAUUAAAGCCGAGGCAGUAUUGCUGAGGGUCACGAAUGAAGACCUAUGCAAACAAGUGGAAGGUUUACAGAUAAGCAGAUUGAAUGAGGUUGAAGAGCUUGCCUACUUGAGGUGGGUGAAUUCAUGUUUAAGAAACGAGUUGAAGAACACAUGCUCAGAAUUGGAUUCUGAUAAGCCAUCCAGCCCUCACACAGUUUUGAGAAGUAGUGGAGAUUGUGUGAGUUCUUUCUCUGAUCAAGCCAAUAGGUACUUAAAUUGUGGCAGUGCAAAUAGGUUCAACAUGAUGAAGAAGCCAAAAAAGUGGCCCAUAACAUCACAAGUAGAGUGCCAAGGCAGUCUCGUUGAGAAAAAUUGGAUUGAAUCAGAUGUUGUAGGGGCAAGUCCUCGAAGAAGACACUCUAUCAGUGGAUCAAACUACUCAGAGGAAGAGGUUGUUUUGAGUAAGAGAAGACAGUCUGAUUGUUUUGUCUGUUCAAAAGAAAUGGAAAAGGAAUCAGUGUCAUUGUCGGUUCAACAAUCUGGUUUGGAGAUUGUCCAAAGACCACAAUAUUUUGCCAAUUGCCAAGAAACUAACAAGCUUUUGGUUUCUUCAGAUGUUGAGAAGAGGGCCCUACGCAUUGCUAAUCCCCCUCCAAGGCCUUCAUGUUCUAUUUCCCACAAAAUAAAACAGGAAAGUUCAGCUCAAGUUCUACCUCCCCCACCUCCACCUCCUCCACCACCUCCUAUGAAUUUUGGAUCAAGAAGUAACACGGCAACAGUGAAACGAGCCCCACAAGUGGUGGAAUUGUACCAUUCACUUAUGAAGAGAGACUCUAGAAAGGAUUCUUCAAAUGGAGGACUCUCUGAUGCACCGGAUGUUGCUGAUGUUCGUAGCAGCAUGAUUGGAGAAAUUGAAAACCGUUCAUCACACUUGCUUGCUAUAAAGGCAGAUAUUGAGACUCAGGGAGAAUUUGUGAAUUCACUGAUUAGAGAGGUGAACAAUGCUGUUUAUCAGAACAUAGAAGAUGUAGUGGCAUUUGUGAAGUGGCUGGAUGAUGAACUGUGUUUCCUUGUGGAUGAGAGGGCAGUCCUCAAGCAUUUUGAUUGGCCAGAGAAGAAAGCCGACAUAUUAAGAGAAGCAGCAUUUGGGUAUCAAGAUUUGAAUAAAUUAGAAUCUGAAGUUUCCUCCUACAAGGAUGAUCCUCGGCUACCUUGUGAUAUUGCUCUGAAGAAAAUGGUUGCAUUGUCAGAAAAGAUGGAGCGUACAGUUCAUAACCUUCUUCGCACAAGAGAGUCAUUAAUGCGUCACUGCAAGGAGUUUCAAAUUCCCAUAGAAUGGAUGCUUGACAAUGGAACUAUUGGCAAGAUAAAGCUAAGCUCUGUUAAAUUGGCUAAAAAGUAUAUGAAAAGGGUAGCUAUGGAACUUCAAGCAAAGUCAGCAUUAGAAAAAGAUCCAGCAAUGGAUUACAUGCUUCUCCAAGGAGUGAGAUUUGCUUUCAGAAUCCAUCAGUUUGCUGGAGGAUUUGAUGCAGAAACAAUGCAUGCAUUUGAGGAGCUUCGCAAUCUGGCUUCUCUUCUAAACAAAACAUGA